Messenger RNA from Aphis gossypii (cotton aphid), 1171 nucleotides. RefSeq lists its product as uncharacterized. The transcript has 2 exons. Lineage: Eukaryota; Metazoa; Arthropoda; Insecta; Hemiptera; Aphididae. The record is from RefSeq and is a predicted model, not a curated record. Bases 92 to 970 code for a protein of 292 amino acids.
UAUAGUAUCACAUACAACAUUUAAAGUACUCUCGCCUUCACAUUCAUACAGUGCGUUAAAAAAAAAAAAAAAAAAAACAAAAACAAAAAAAAUGAAGACUUUUGGAUUCAUAGCCACUUUGGCAGUGGUUGGCUUAGCUAUGAUCGAAGCCACACCAUGUGCUCCACCUUCAUGCGCCCCUCCUCCAUGUCUUCCAGCUCUACCUUUACCACCCCUACCAUUACCAGCCCCAUGUCUUCCAGCCCUUCCUUUACCACCCCUACCAUUACCAGCCCCAUGUCUCCCAGCUCCACCUGUACCACCAUGCAUACCAUCCCCACCAAUUAGUCCAGCGGUUCUAGCCUCUUUAUUAGCUACUCUUAAAGCAGCGGCACCUGUUUCACCCCUUGCCACACUCCCCGUCCCACCCCCACUGAAACCAGUCUUUGGACCAGCUCCCACCGUAGCUACAACCCUGUCGGUCCCCGCACCCGCACCUCAAGUCAUAGCUCCAGGACCAGCACCAGGACCAUUGAUAGUCCAAUUGCCGUCAGUAGCCGGAAAGACAGCGCCAAUCGUCGUUCCCGCCGGUCCAGCGCCUAACUUGCUCGUCAAACUGACUCAAAGCCCAGCUCCCGCACCCAUCAUACUUCCAGGAGCGGCACCCGGCCCAAUCGUCAUCAACGACGGAAAUGUAGUUAAGGAACAAUCCAUCACAAGUGCACCGGCUCCCGACCCAAACAAAAUAUUCUUCGCUUUACCACCACCGUUACCGACUCCACCAGUCGUGUUGCCACCCGCGCCAUUGCCAAAGGUGUUCUUCAAUCCCGGUCUGUACGUCCAAAAACCUGAUAUCGUUUACCAAACCCCAGUUGGUCUACCUCAAUUGUUUUUGAUUCCACCGCCAUCCGCAUGUCCAGCACCGUGCUACCCACCACCCGGCCCAUGCAACCAACCACCAGUCGUCGCUAAAGUGCCAUGCGCUUGUUAAAUGAUUCCGACAACAUAAAAUUUUGAAUGUACAAUUGAAAACAAUUAUUAUGUAGAAAAGACAUACUAUAGAAAAUUUUGGACAAAAAUAAAUACAUUAUUUUAAACGGAUAUAUUUGUAAAUUUAAUAAAUUCAUAUACGUACAUGUAAUCAAAUAUUAUAUUAUUUUCAAUAACAAAUAAAUGAAUUUUAGUACUUGAA